CCGUAAAUUUAAAUGAACUGAAACAUCCAAUCCCGCUUAUUUUAUAAUAAUCGUAUAAUACCUCUUAACGUACGUAGAAUAUUAAUAUAUUCCACUUUGAUUAGACUAAAAAGUCCGAUAUUUGGAAUUAUUUAAUAUUUUUCCAACCAUCCAUCUAAAUAUAUACUAUCACUAAUCAAGAAAACAUAGUGUAGUAUAACUAGUCAAGGUAUCAAUGGAAACAAAGUGUCCUCCAUUUGGGUUUGCAGGGAAAUAUUACCUAAACUCAGAAGGUAGUUGUGUAAGGCAAACUAGCUUCUUUGGUGGAAAGCCAGUGCUAAAUCAAGGUGUUGGCUACUCUGUUAUUUUGGGUUUUGGUGCUUUCUUUGCCGUCUUUACAUCUUUUCUGGUGAUUUUGUUUGGGAUAAUUGCAAUAGAAAUCAAGAGAAAAGCUCCUCAUGCUCAUACAGUCUGUGAAAUUGUCAAGGCUAGGUUCUUUCACAGAUGGGGAACAGCUGCUCACGUCGUGUUUUUAAUCUUCUGUUUCCUCACAAACAUUAUAGUCACUGCAAUGCUACUUCUAGGAGGUUCUGCUGUUGUUAAUGCACUUACAGGAGUAGAUCUGUAUGCUGCUAGUUUCUUGAUACCCCUUGGAGUUGUUAUCUACACACUCGCUGGAGGACAUAAAGCCACGUUUCUCGCAAGCUAUAUACAUUCAGUGAUCGUGCAUGUGGUACUGGUAAUUUUCGUGUUUCUAGUUUACACAGCAAGUAAAGAACUUGGUAGUCCUGCUGUAAUAUAUGAGAGACUGAAAGAAGUUUCGAGCAGAUCAAGACUAUGUAUGGAGCCUAUUUCACAUGAUGGUCAAUCUUGUGGUCCAGUGGAUGGAAAUUAUAAAGGUUCUUACCUCACUAUGUUGAGCUCAGGUGGACUUAUCUUUGGGAUUAUUAACAUUGUGGGAAACUUUGGGACCGUCUUUGUUGACAAUGGAUAUUGGGUUAGUGCAAUAGCAGCAAGGCCUUCAUCAACACAUAAGGGUUAUUUGUUGGGUGGUUUGGUGUGGUUUGCAGUGCCAUUUUCUUUAGCAACUUCGUUAGGGAUUGGGGCUCUUGCUCUGGAUUUGCCUAUUAAUGCGAGUGAAGCUAUCCAUGGCCUUGUUCCUCCUGCUACCGCUGUUGCUUUGAUGGGCACAUCAGGGUCUGUUUUGAUCCUCACUAUGCUCUUCAUGGCUGUAACAUCUGCAGGAUCUGCCGAGUUGAUAGCAGUCUCAUCACUAUGCACAUAUGAUAUCUACAGAACUUACAUAAACCCAAGCGCGACAGGAAAGCAAAUCCUCAAAGUUUCAAGAAUAAUAAUCCUAGCAUUUGGGUGUUUCAUGGGAGUACUAGCAGUGAUACUUAACAAAGCAGGGGUUUCAUUAGGUUGGAUGUACUUGGCCAUGGGAGUUUUCGUUGGAUCAGCAGUUAUGCCCAUCGCGUUUUCUCUCCUGUGGAGGAAGGCCAACUCCAUAGGAGCCAUCCUAGGAGUAACCAUUGGUUGUACUUUGGGUGUCAUUACUUGGGUGACAGUAACAAAGAUCGAGUAUGGGAUGGUGAAUCUUGAUACAACAGGAAGAAACGCGCCUAUGCUUGCAGGGAACCUUGUGUCAAUUCUUAGUGGUGGAGCGAUUCAUGCUGUUUGUAGCUUCUUGUGGCCUCAGAAUUAUGAUUGGGAUACCACUAAGAAGAUUAGCAUGGUUGAGAAAGAUAAGACCGAGAUUUCUUCUGACGAGAUUGAGGAGGAGAAACUCAAGAAGGCUAAGGCAUGGAUUGUGAAAUGGGGUCUUGUUUUUACUGUUGUGAUUGUCAUCCUUUGGCCUGCUCUUAGCCUCCCUGCAGGGGUGUUUAGUCUGAAAUACUUCACAGUUUGGGUAGUCGUCGCAAUAGCAUGGGGAACUAUAGGAUCAGCAGUUAUAAUAGCAAUGCCUGUGUUUGAGAGCUGGAAAACAAUUCAAAGUGUAUUGACGGGCAUGUUCACAAACGAUAGGCUAAUCGAAAGGAUAGAGGAGUUGAACUCGAAGAUGAACACGAUCAUACUAGCAAUCCCUGAAGCAGAGCGCCUUUACUUGCUUGAGAAAGAGAAGGCAAAGAAGAAUGAUUUGUUAGAUGAUCAAGUGCAAGAAGUUCAUCAUUUAGCUUGACAAACAUUCUAUAGUUAUUGGAUAUUUGUCUAAUGAAUCAAUGCACGUCUAUUAGAUCAGAUCAUACUCUGUAUAUUGUAAUGUAUUAUUAAAAUAAUAUACAUACAAAAUCAUUGGGAUAAAAUGUUACCAAUGAAUUGAAAUAUAACUUGAAUAUACUAGAAAAUUGUUUCUGCAUACUUAGGUAACCCCUCCUGCGGAAGGUCA
Molecule: messenger RNA, 2365 nt
Organism: Chenopodium quinoa (quinoa)
Lineage: Eukaryota; Viridiplantae; Streptophyta; Magnoliopsida; Caryophyllales; Amaranthaceae
Product: urea-proton symporter DUR3-like
Exons: 7
Coding region: 215-2158 (647 amino acids)
Biological process (GO): urea transmembrane transport
Cellular component (GO): plasma membrane
Molecular function (GO): urea transmembrane transporter activity
Source: RefSeq, a predicted model, not a curated record